Messenger RNA from Leptinotarsa decemlineata (Colorado potato beetle), 6343 nucleotides. It is a transcript of the gene put, whose product is annotated as activin A receptor type 2 punt. Gene Ontology annotation, cellular component: plasma membrane; activin receptor complex. Gene Ontology annotation, molecular function: activin receptor activity; ATP binding; metal ion binding. Gene Ontology annotation, biological process: activin receptor signaling pathway; cellular response to growth factor stimulus; protein phosphorylation. Lineage: Eukaryota; Metazoa; Arthropoda; Insecta; Coleoptera; Chrysomelidae. The record is from RefSeq and is a predicted model, not a curated record.
UUCUGAUACAUUCACCGCAGCGUUGUCCGCAUUUUCUUCCUGGAUACAUCUUAUUAGCCAAGUUUGUUUAAUGCGUAUUUAUAGUCGACCAAUGAUAAUUAUGUAUGUUUGGAAUUGAUCAAUCAGUGAAUUCAUUGUUGCAUGCGUCUUUGCCAUUCCUAUUUAGUGUAAUCUGGCAACACUGAAAAAUAUAUAGCUAAAAUAAAUAAGUUGUAGGUGUUGAAUUGAAAUGCGUAAAGAUUGCAUAAAAUAAAUAAGUAAAAAUGUUAAUUAGUGAUUUGUGUGAAUAAUUCAUCGUCGUUUUGACAUCGUCAUAAUAUGUAGUGUGAAUUACUUAGAAAAUGACUACUGUUGCUUAUCACUUGCGCGAUCUUGAAUUUCUUGACCUGGGACAAAUUGUCCAUGUUUGUAUUCAGAAAUAGUAGUAAUUUUCAUUCUUCAUUCAUUAUCCUAUUUUUUACUAUUUCGUUGUUGACGUCAACAUGAGUUUCUGUGAAAAAACUUUGUUUUACAUCAUUACCUUGUGUUGUGUAUUUUUAUUAGGUAAAGAUGUCCCCAGCGUUGGAUGUGCGGUAGCUCAUUCUGCAAUUACUACCAAAUGUGAAUUCUACAACAGCACCUGUAAAGAGCAAGAAGGGUGCCCGACCGUAGAAGAAUGUGCUCAGAGCGUAGACGGUCAACAAAUCCACUGCUAUGCCUUAUGGUCUUUGCAGAAUGGUACAAUGAACGUAUCUUUGAAGGGUUGUUUUUUAAAUGGGGCUGACUGUGUAAACCAAAAGAAAUGUGUGGAAAGAGCUCACACACCUAAAAAUAAUCUGUUUUAUUGUUGCUGCGAAGGAGACAUGUGCAACUCAGACUUUUCUUGGGAACCGCAAGUGACUGAAAUGUCACCACCAAGUUCUGCAAUACCAACACAUGAAGGUGGAGGAUAUCACUUUUACUACAAUAUUCUGAUUGUAAUGGCUAUAGGACUUGUAUUGCUAGUCGCUGGAUUAAUAUAUUACUGGACGAGACGAAACAAACAUUAUUUCAAUGGGCUGCCUACCUCAGAACAACAUCCGAUGCCACCAGCAACUCCAAUUUUAGAUUCCAGACCGAUUCAGCUUAUUGAAAUCAAAGCUAGAGGGCGCUUUGGAGCUGUUUGGAAGGCAAAGUUCAAAAGUGAAGAAAUCGCUGUGAAGAUUUUUCCAAUCCAGGAUAAACAAUCUUGGCAAACGGAACAGGACAUUUUCCGACUCCCGUGCAUGGAUCACCCAAAUAUUUUACAAUAUAUCGGGGUGGAGAAAAGGGGAGACAAUCUACAAGCCGAAUUCUGGUUGAUCACCGCUUACCACGAGAAAGGAUCUUUGUGCGACUAUCUCAAAGCGCACACUCUAACUUGGAACGAGCUGUGCCUAAUUUCUGAAACCAUGUCUAAGGGAUUGAUGCAUUUGCACGAGAUGAUUCCUGGAAAAUUUCCAGGCGAACAAAUGAAACCGUCUGUGGCUCAUCGAGAUUUCAAAAGCAAGAACGUACUUCUGAAGAACGACAUGACUGCUUGUAUUGCGGAUUUCGGAUUGGCCAUCGUGUUCGAGACUGGAAAAUCUUGCGGAGAUACUCACGGUCAGGUGGGGACAAGAAGGUACAUGGCCCCCGAGAUCCUCGAAGGAGCCAUCAACUUCACUCCGGAUGCUUUCUUGCGAAUCGACAUGUACGCCUGCGGACUGGUUUUGUGGGAACUAGUAUCAAGGUGUACGGCUCAAGACGGACCCAUUCCUGAAUACAGACUGCCCUUUGAGGAGGAGGUUGGGCAGCACCCGUCUUUGGAAGAUAUGCAGGAGCAUGUGGUACAGCAGAAAGUUAGGCCGAGGAUACACGAACAUUGGAGGCAUCACCCAGGAUUGGCCGCCAUGUGUGACACGAUGGAGGAAUGUUGGGAUCACGACGCCGAAGCCAGACUAUCCGCUUCGUGCGUCAUGGAACGUGUAAUGUUGCAGACGAAAUACCAGCAGCCGACGAUCGAUUGGCGAAUAGAGAACGAGAACGUUCUGACGCCUUUGAAGGAGGAUUGCUCGUAGGGUCAAGAUUAUGGGAGGUUGAAAAUGCGGAAAACGUCAAGGAACCUCUGGUUAGAUUUUUUUCGAGGGGGAAUAUACUGGGUUUCUCCUUCAGUUCCUUUCUAAUGUGCCAAUAGAUUACGGAAGUUAUUUUUUUAUACACCGAUUUUUAUACGAAAACACAUGCUUCUUUGUUCUCAACUAGUGUGGUGACAUUGAGGAUAUUAGAGUUUUUGUAAUAGAGAAAAAACUUUCAAGAAAUGGGUUCCGUUUGAGGAAGUGUGUAUUUUUAAUAUUUGAUUUUUCAAAAUGACCUAGAUGUAACUAUUAUAAGUGUAGAUUUUAUCGAUUUGUUGUCGCUGAAUUUUUUAGGUUGUCGGCUUGAUCGGUGUUUUGAAAGAGGUGUUUCGUGUCAGAUGAGUUGAUAGGAGGAAGAUUAUCAUUAACUCAAGUAAUUUGCUCCUAAUUAUGAGUUUUGCACAAUUUUUAAGCAACCUAACUUGAUGGGCUCAGGAUAUAACCCUUGAAUCAAAAUUAAUUUGAAUUUGACAACAUUAAUCAUUGGACUGAACAAUAAAUAUAUUGCAAAGUAGAAAAAUAGAAAUGAAAUCACUCAAAAUGGUUCAAUUUUCGUGCACAUUCGUUCUUAUAAUAGUAAGCUAGUGACUUCCUUAAACUUUCUCUUUAACCAGUGAUUCUUUUUACGCACAACCACUUGAUGUGGAGUUGAUUGUCUUUCAAAAAACUUCCACCUGUCAUUUUGCCAGAGAUGCUUCAUCGUUGCAGGUCUGUUAUUCGGAACUAAAAGAACUAGUACUUUUCAUGCCGUAAAAUCGAAGCGAUUGGUAGACACAUUACUUUCAUUUCGCAGGUCAUGAUAACCUAAAAAAUUUGUGCUAGAAAAGUAUGUUGUGCAAAAAUAUAUCUUUAGUCGUUUGUUCUAAUAACGUUGAGGUUACAAGAAGACAGCGGAAAUACUAGGUGUAUUCUUAAUUUUAUUUCUGAAUAUAUUCGGAAGGGUCUUUUGACAGGUGCACACGUUUGGCAACAGUUGCAAUCGGCUUGGAAAGUAUAAUACUUUGAGAAAAUGGAAAUAUAGUCGAUGGUUAUCGAGAACUUGUAACGUAACUGUUGUUGCACCUGAAUAUUGUGUUUUCCGAAAGGAGUGUAUCAUAUGGGAAUUUCUCGAUAGGAAUAUUUGAAAUGCCACGUUAUCCCAAAGAAAUAAUGCUCAAUGUUCAGGCUUAUUGGUUAGAAUUUAUAUUUUCAAAGAUUUCGUUAUUGUUAGUCGUUCACCGAAUCAAAAUGAAAGAGCAUCAACGAUUAUCAACUUUGUUUACUCCCAAAAACUUCAAAUGUGACGGCAAAUUAUUGCAGAGCUAUAUUUUUUUGUAUUUUUUUCUGUAAACAGGCAUAUUGAAGCAAAUAACACAGAGAAUUGAUAUAAAAUGAAUUGAAAAGUUUGGUGUUUUCAAUAUUAUUUUCAAAAUAUCAAAAAAAACCGAAAAAGAGUACCUAGGAACAGAAAAUUCUAAAUAAAAAUGAAAUAAAAAAGGACUUGGAAGUCAAAUGAAUAUUUUUACAAAAAGAAGCAGACGUUAAGAAUCUGACAGAUGUGACAGGUGACAGCUGAUUGUUGAAACUUAGGUUAUGUUUAACGUUUUGAGGUUUGCUGCGUUUCGAGUUGUUUGAGAAUUUGUAAGCGUAAUGCUUUUCCGUACGAUUAUUAUUAAGUGUUGAAAGAAUUUAGGUUUUACCGUUCAACUUACUCUUGUUAUUUGUGAUAGACGUCAUAUCUGGAAGAUGAACUUUCCUAUACCGAAUAUUUCGACAGCGAAAAUAGAUUCUUUGGUAACAUGCGAUUCGUGUCAAAAACAAGUUUUUCCAUGCCAGAAAAAAUAUUGUUUCUUGACAAGCGUUUCGCUAACCGUUACCGUCACCAGGAGAUGAUUAGCAAAGAAGUAAUUGUUUUAACUAUAUAGGAUGUGGCAAGUUUGACAUAAAAAAAUUAACUGGUGAACGUUGAAUCAUUAGGGCAAAAAUUUCGCAAAAAAGGUUGAUAUAAAAUGAAAUUAAAAAUAGCUAGUCACCAAAAUUUAAAGUUAUGAACUGAAACUUCAAAUUUUAGGUCACUUGAUGAUGAAAUUUCUUACUGGUCAACCUGGAUUUCAGUUGAAAUGACAACUUAUGAUGAAAAAGAACUCUAAAAAGUUACAUUGAAGAUGCACUUUUUUGUGAUGUAACGCAUAAAGAGCUGACAUGAGUACUAAUAAUAAUAAUGUGGUAAAUUGUCAUUUAUUAUUAUUGUUAUUAUUAAAUUUCUUAUUGUUCAACUUUAGUCACUCAUUUUUGCGUUCUUUGAGGAUAUUCCUAUCAAUAUUAGUUUAUAUGAAUUGUAUGUAGUAAAAAAAUCAAGAAAUAAAUAUAACUUUUUUUAUUAUCGAGUUAAUAAAAAGUUCAGGUGUAGAAAAGAACAACUUUUAUUUUUUCACAAAAGUACUUUGAGCAUCAUUUUUGUCAUUUCGUAAAAUUCUCUCAAGGAAAGAAAUUACCAUAUGAUACAGACUUUGUGGACGAAUGGUAUGUUAUUUCGUUUCACCCUGGAAUAUACAUAUACCUCUUUCUAUAAAUACUAUCUCUUCUAUUAUAUAUGUGUGUUAUUUUUUUGAAAUUGAGAAUGCCAAUUGAAAGUAACAAUUUUUUAUUCUAGAAAAUGUGACACUUUGAUGAAUUUGACAUCUGUCUCAAGUCAAAGAUGUGUCAUCUGUCAAAGAUAUUACAUAACCUUAUAAAAAGACGCAUAUUUUGUCAUGGAACUAUUGCAAGCCAUAAAACUGAUUAUUUUUUCAAAUGAUACAAAGAUACCGCAAAAAAGAGAAUUUGAUUAAAAGUUUGUACAAAAAAUAUUCCUAGUUUUGUUGACUAGUUUGGUAAUCCAAUAAUUUUUCUGAGGAAAAGUUGGUUUAGUAACAGGAUCAAUUUUUUCUUAAAAAAAAACUAUUGUUUUCUUGCCCAUUCCUAGUUUUGUUUGGGUUUUUUUUUUCACUGAAAAAUUGUUACUUUUAUUUGGUGUAUCCACAUUCAAAAAUUGGCAAUUCAUGAGUCUUGUCUUUCCUCACUUCCGUGUUGCUCCUACAUAUGAAUAAUUUUAGACUCUUACUGAUGAAUAGUGUGCUUGAAAAAAUGUACUCAUCUCCAGGAAGAUAAACUUUUCAAAAUCAGUCAUAUAAAAUUACUGUUGAGGUGCAAAUACAAGUAUAUAAGAAUUGAAAAUCUUAAUCACUAGUAAUAUUGAAGAAGAAAAAACAAUUAAUUGAUGAAUGUCAAAUUUUAGGAGUCAGCAUUUUUUUUCCAUGUCACUUUGAAAAAAGUCAGCCACAUAUGAGGGAGAGGUAGCCUUAUGACUAGCCAGUUUUCUGAAAAAUCUUCUUCGUAAAACUAACCCCUUAGAAUAUUUUCUCUGAAUAAACAUAUUUGAUGAACUUUAGAAUUAGGAAUUUUGUGUGAAGAUUCUUGAAUUUGUGCAAUUGAAUGUUAAGUUUGAAAACGAAGAAAAAAUUACUGAAUAUAUAAAUAUAUUUUUAAUAUUCAUGUCUGUUAGAAAGAGAAGCAAUAGAAUAUAAUUAUAGAUUUCUAUUUGUUGAGAAACGUAAUAUUUUUUGACCGUUUUAUCGGCUUACUCGGAAAAUUGUAUAUUUGUUAGUUUCUCACAGAAAAUUCUGUUUGGUAAGAUGGCGGAAACAAGAUGAAGGAAAAUUGUAAAGACUGAUAAUUCGACAUAUUGAAGAGGGGAUGCCCUUGAGAAAUUUAAUAGCUUUAAAUAGGAAUUUAGAAUGUGAUCAGUGAAAUAAUUUUGUUUUCGAAAAUAUCAAGUUUUUUGCAAUUUUAGCAUGAAUUAUAAAAUAUAUUACUAGACUUUUCUGGUUCUCCUUUUCUCAAUUUGUAAUAGCAUUUUUUGGAAAUUUGAAUUCAGUUUGCUCACUAACGGUCUUGUUGGUAUUUUUUGAAUAUUUCUCCAUCUUUCAAGUUUUUUGAACUCUCCAAAAUUAAUCAGAAAAAAAAUAAAUUCACUUUUAACAUGAUAAAAAAAAGUUGAUUGAACAUUUGCCAGAAUCCAGAUGGCUUUUUGUUGUGAAAGCUGUAGCUUUUUUGAACAUUUCGAAUAAUUUUUGGGUUUCAGACCGCAACAAAGAAAAAAACAGUUUAAAAUACAUAAUGCGCUAGCAGUUUCAUUAACACAAAUUAAAGUUGGAGAAAUAUUCACUUCAAAUUCACAAAAAGUUGCUUUCAAAUGAGAAAACCUGGAA